Molecule: messenger RNA, 1542 nt
Organism: Vicia faba (fava bean)
Lineage: Eukaryota; Viridiplantae; Streptophyta; Magnoliopsida; Fabales; Fabaceae
Source: the annotation of a GenBank genome assembly
AUGAGUACGAUGAGGGGUGUUGGUGUGUUUCCUUGUAACGUUAUGAGAGUGAGAAAACAGUGCUCAAGAAUUCAUCAAAUUGGGAAAAGCAGAGCUGUGGUGCGGAACAGCAUGAAAGCAGAAGCAGAUGUAAUUGUGAUUGGGAGUGGUAUUGGUGGACUGAGUUGUGCAGCACUGUUGGCAAGAUACGAACAAAAUGUUGUGGUUCUUGAAAGUCACGACGUUGCUGGAGGUGCUGCUCAUUCUUUUGACGUCAAAGGAUAUAAGUUUGAUUCAGGUCCUACUGAGUUUUUAAAGGAUCUUCAAAACUGUGCUGGUCCUGAAGCUGUUCAAGAAUGGCAGAAACUUUUAGAUGCUAUACGUCCCUUGUCUACAGCUGCAAUGGCUCUUCCCCCUCUAUCUAUUAGGGGAGAUUUCGGUGUUCUUUAUACUGCUGCUGCUAGAUAUGCUCCUUCUCUUUUCAAUACCUUUUUACAAAUGGGUCCUCAGGCUGCUCUUCGAUCCACACAGCUUCUCUCGCCUUUCUCCCAAAUACUUGAUUCUUUGGAACUCAAACACCCUUUUAUAAGAAAUUGGAUUGACCUACUCUCUUUCUUGCUUGCUGGUGUCAAAUCUGAUAGUAUACUUUCUGCAGAGAUGGUUUACAUGUUUGCAGAAUGGUACAAACCAGGGGGCUGUCUUGAGUACCCCCUAGAUGGAUCCGCAGGUAUUAUUGAUGCUCUUGUACGAGGACUAGAGAAGUUUGGUGGAAGGAUUUCUCUUCAAAGUCAUGUGGAAAAGAUUGUUGUUGAAAACGACAGAGCCGUUGGAGUGAAGCUGAGAAGUGGUCAAUUCAUACGUGCUAAGAAGGCUGUCGUGAGCAAUGCAUCAAUGUGGGAUACUUUAAAAUUGCUACCUGAAGAAAUUGUUCAAAAGUCUGAAUCAGAUAGGAUUAAUACCACUCGCCAGUGUGAAUCGUUCAUGCAUCUCCAUUUGGGAUUUGAUGCAGAGGGCAUACGAGAUGACCUGGGAAUUCAUCAUAUAGUUGUAAAUGAUUGGGAAAGAGGAGUUGACGCAGAUCAGAACGUUGUGCUGAUAUCAGUGCCUAGUGUGCUUACUCCUAAUCUGGCGCCUAGUGGAAAACAUGUGUUACAUGCUUAUCUUCCAGGAACUGAACCAUUUGAGUUGUGGGAAGGACUUGAUCGUAGGAGUGCUGAAUACAGAAAUCUUAAAGCUCAAAGAUCAGAGAUAAUGUGGAGAGCGGUGGAGAGAGCAGUGGGAGCAGGUUUCAGCAGGGAGAAAUGUGAAGUGAAGUUAGUUGGAAGUCCACUGACACAUGAAAGAUUUCUCAGGAGGAACAGAGGAACAUAUGGACCAGCUGUCAAAGCUGGUAAAGAUACCUUUCCUGGACAUUCAACUACAAUACCACACCUUUAUUGUUGUGGAGAUUCCACUUUUCCUGGCAUUGGAGUCCCUGCAGUUGCUGCCAGUGGUGCAAUUGUAGCCAAUUCACUAGUUUCAGUGUCUCAGCAUUCUCAGCUGCUUGAUGCAAUUGGAAUUUGA